CUCUCUCCCCCGCCUCUCUCCUCCCCCCCCUCCUCUCACUCCCCCCUGCUCUCCCCCCUCUCUCUCCCCCCUCCUCUCUCUCUCCCCCCUCUCUCCCUCCCAUCUCUCUCUCCCCCCCUCCUCUCUCUCUCCCCUCCUCUCUCUAUCCCUCCUCCCCUCUACCCUCCUCUCUCUCUCCCCUCCCCCUCCUCUCUCUCCACCCUCCUCUCUCUCUAUCCCCCCCCCCUCCUCUCUCUCACUCUCCCCCUCCUCUCUCUCUCCCCUCCUUAUCUCCCCCCCUCUCUUUACAUUGUACACAGAUCUGACCCAACAAGGUGUCCUGUAUUUACCGUAUAUUUCGCUCCCGUUGUAUGUCCGCAGUCUCUGGUCAUCUCAUGUACUAUGUCUGCAGUCUCUGGUCAUCUCCUGUACUGUGUCCGCAGUCUCUGGUCAUCUCCUGUACUGUGUCCGCAG
Staurois parvus is the source of this 453-nucleotide messenger RNA. Lineage: Eukaryota; Metazoa; Chordata; Amphibia; Anura; Ranidae. The record is from the annotation of a GenBank genome assembly.